AUGAUCGCCCAAGCACUCAAGUCAUCAAUGGGAAAUGCUAUCGAGCACGCCAACGCUGGUCAACUCAAUCCACGGGAAGACGCCGCCGCUCCACUACCGAAGGUUCCAUCUUUUGCGAUUAGUGAAUAUCGUUCGACAGAAGGUUCGUCCGUCUCAGACUAUUUUAAACGGUUCGAAUGGGCAUUGCAGUUAAGCCAUAUACGUGAAGCCCAGUACGCGAAUUUUGCUAGAGUUCAUAUGGGAGAUCAGAUAAAUUUGAACCGCCUCUUCAGUAUCGAUACGUCUGUUAAAACAAUCACAAGCACCGAACUAACACCGGAUCAAGCUGCACAACUGUCGGAACUCUUGGACAACUACAAUUGCAUUUUCAGUGACGUCCCCGGUAAGCUGGUAGGACCGCCAGCAAAAUGCAGCAAAACGCGAUGGUUUUACGAAAAAGUGGAUUACUCGGAAUGGGCAUCCCCGACUCACAUCGUCGUCAAGAAAAACGGAAAUCUGCGAAUCACUGGUAAUUAUAAACCAACCGUCAACCCAAGAAUGAUAGUGGAUGAGCGCCUCAUACCGAAAGUUGAAACCAUCUUCAACAAAAUGAAAGGCGCUGCCCUGUUUUGUCAUUUGGAUGUAACCGAUGCAUAUACCCAUCUGCCUAUCGAUAACGAAUUCCAAAAGGCAUAUCAGGACUUGAAACAGAUUCUAAUCUCCCCGCAAGUCUUGAUGCAGUACGACCCAGCAUUACCGUUAAUUCUAGCAACAGAUGCUAGCCAAAGUGGUCUCGGAGCAGUAUUGUCCCACCGUCUAUCCAUUGGAACAGAGCGACCAAUUGCGUACGCUAGCUGCACUAUGUCAAAAACAGAGCAAAGAUAUCCGCAAAUCGACAAAGAGGCUCUUGUCAUAGUAUGGGCAGUGAAAAAGUUUUUCCACUAUUUAUACGCCCGUAAGUUCACCUUGAUUACGGAUCAUAAGCCUCUCACGCAGAUUUUAAGCCCAGAAAAAUCACUCCCUACGCUCUGUAUAAGUCGAAUGGCCAAUUACGCCGAUUACCUGGCUCAUUUUAACUUCGACAUAAUUUAUAAGCCGACCAAUCUGAAUACGAAUGCUGAUUACUGCUCCAGAGUUCCAAGUAAAUCAACACAAUCAAAUGUCAACAGUUUUUAUUUGGGCGAGGGAAGAAAUGCCGAUGACGACUUCGGACAGUUUGCUAUACACCAGAUACACCAGCUACCAGUGCGAGCUGAUAAUAUUGCACGAGAGACACGGAAGGACUCUCACCUCGGGAAAAUUAUCCGAGAUUUGAAAUUAGACCGCAAUCCAACGCAGCUAGGCUACAAGGCCCCGGACGUAAAAUAUACGUUAGCCGCUAAUUGUUUGUUUUUCGAGCAUCGAGUGGUAAUACCACCAGCUCUUCGAAAAGCAAUUCUGAACGAUUUGCAUAAGGCACACAUCGGAGUCGUGAAAAUGAAAGGUUUAGCCCGUUCUUUCGUUUAUUGGCCUGGAAUAGACGCCGAUAUCGAGCGUACAGCGAAAUCAUGUGCGGAAUGUGCAAGUCAUGCAACAGCACCAUCGAAGUUUAGCAGCCACCACUGGGAGUACCCAAAUGGUCCAUGGGAGCGCGUUCACAUAGAUUACGCCGGACCCGUCUAUGGUUCAAUGUUGUUAAUUAUCGUCGAUGCCCACAGUAAAUGGUUCGAGGUAAAAGUGACCCACUCGACGACAACCGCAGCCACCGUAAGAAUUCUCGAUGAAGUAUUCUCUGCUUACGGAGCACCGAUUACUAUAGUGUCCGACAACGGCCCCCAACUCACGGCUGAAGAAUUUAGAAAUUAUCUGCAAAAGAGUGGAGUAAAGUUCCACAAACUUUCAGCGCCGUACCACCCAGCUACAAACGGCCAGGCCGAGCGAUAUGUCCAAACAGUAAAAAGGGCACUAAAGGCGAUGAACACAACACACGACACUUUGCAAACGAACAUCAAUGAAUUCUUGCAGCAAUACCGAAAGGCCCCUCACACUGAAACAGGAGAAUCGCCAUCGAAAUUAUUCCUUGGUCGAAAUAUCCGAACACGACUGGAUCUCGUCAGACCGCAAGAAGCAAGUUCCAAACUGGCAGAAAAACAACGAGCAGCAUUUGACCCAUCGUUUCGUUCAUUUAGUAUUGGUCAACACGUCUAUUCUCUAUCAGGAAAUGCGCGAAUGGACAAAUGGAUUCCAGGUACUGUUGUUACUCGUUUGGGCGAUUUGCACUAUGAAAUUGUUUACAACGGAAAACGUCUGAAACGUCAUGUUGAUCAGAUGCGAUACUUUGAAAGCAAUGAGCGCAUAUCGAUACAUGCGCCAAGUUCACAUGAACAAACAGGUGUGGCAUCACGUCGAAUUCGAUAUCACGGAGAAAAUGUUACGUCACAGGAAACACCAGCAGAUGCAGAAUUUGACUCAUCUGCGAGAAGAUCUUCCGUUGCUUCCAGUACACAAGACGCUCAGUUUUUAAAACCUUCUAGCAGUCCGGAUCAGCGUCAACAAAUGUCGCCAUUUGUUUUGCGUCGAUCAGAAAGAUUCCGCCGUCCUCCUAACAGGUUUUCCCCGUAG
Messenger RNA from Wyeomyia smithii (pitcher-plant mosquito), 2580 nucleotides. RefSeq lists its product as uncharacterized. NCBI's taxonomy places the organism in Eukaryota, Metazoa, Arthropoda, Insecta, Diptera, Culicidae. The record is from RefSeq and is a predicted model, not a curated record. Bases 1 to 2580 code for a protein of 859 amino acids. Gene Ontology annotation, biological process: DNA integration. The transcript is spliced from 4 exons. Gene Ontology annotation, molecular function: nucleic acid binding.